Molecule: messenger RNA, 534 nt
Organism: Larimichthys crocea (large yellow croaker)
Lineage: Eukaryota; Metazoa; Chordata; Actinopteri; Sciaenidae
Product: multiple C2 and transmembrane domain-containing protein 1-like
Exons: 2
Coding region: 30-446 (138 amino acids)
Biological process (GO): immunological synapse formation; T cell mediated cytotoxicity; defense response to virus
Cellular component (GO): membrane
Molecular function (GO): wide pore channel activity
Source: RefSeq, a predicted model, not a curated record
UCCCUCUCUCUCUGUGUGAAGAAUUGAAGAUGAAGCUUGCUGUGUUGGUUUCCCUGCUGGUUAUUGUACCAUUCCAGGUCGUAACUGGUUCAUGUGUAGGCAAAACCGUGGACGUAUGGGUGGUCAACGGCCAGUCUCUUACAGGGGAUGGACCCUUGAAUGACCCAGAACCCUAUGUUAAGGUGAGCAUCGGUAGUCAGAUCAGGACGACCAGUGUGAUUCAUUCAAGUUCCAACCCAUCUUGGUGGGAGGAGUUUCGGUUUUUCAAUGCCUCCGGCAACAUGUUGAAAAUUGAAAUCUGGGAAGCUGAUUCUGGACUUCGUGGUGAUGAUGACCACCUGGGAACCUGCACGGAGCAACUGAUCUCAGGAGGUGCACAAUAUCACGCUAUACAAUGCAGGGCCUCAGACUCUGGUUAUGUCAAAGUCAUUUACAAGUGUUUCUAAAUAAAACUUGCAGUGGCUCAGUCCUCAGCUCAGUCCAUCCUGUAAGACAUUUGGACUGUAAUUGAGAAAAGUGAAAGAAUAAAAUCAA